This is a messenger RNA of Dentiscutata heterogama, 655 nucleotides long. NCBI's taxonomy places the organism in Eukaryota, Fungi, Glomeromycota, Glomeromycetes, Diversisporales, Gigasporaceae. The record is from the annotation of a GenBank genome assembly.
AUGCAAAAUCAAGAAUUAGUUUAUGCCCAAGCUUGGGACUAUCAGUUAUUGCUUGAUAGCUUGAGCUUUGAACUAGAAGGUAUCGAAGCAUAUAUCGCGAAAACAAACAAGUAUCCUAACAAAAACCAAAUCUACAGGACUGGAAAGGGAACUAUUAAAGAUCACAGUGGGUCCGCUGAAGAUUAUUAUGAUACUGCUUUGACCAAUUUAUUAACUUUGUCUGGAAUGGUUAAAGCAACACCUCUUCCCGAAGUUAAAGACUACGCACUAAUAGAAUUCUACAAAUGGAUCGAUUAUUCGGACAUAACUGAGAAAAAUUGCUCGCCUGAUUUAGGUCGUCUCUUGAUCGGUGUGCAUGAAUCAUUGAAAGGUGAAGGAAAAAAAAUUUUGGAAGAUACAAAAACGUACCUUGCAAAUGCGGAACAACCUCCGAAAGAGUCUUUCAUUAACAUUUUUAGUACCACUCAGAAGUUUGCGCAUGAAACUAGAGAACUUAAAGAAGGUCUCAAGGAUCAAAAAUUUGACAAAUCUCCAAGAUUUCAUGGUGAUAGCGAUAAAGGAAGAAGAACUUUUGAAAUGAUUGAAGCAAAAUAUGUUGAAGCCUAUUUAAGUAACGAUUCUUACUCCCAACAGGAGAAUCAAAUGAAAAAUAACA